Molecule: messenger RNA, 1962 nt
Organism: Ahaetulla prasina
Lineage: Eukaryota; Metazoa; Chordata; Lepidosauria; Squamata; Colubridae
Gene: LGI2
Product: leucine rich repeat LGI family member 2
Exons: 6
Coding region: 1-1500 (499 amino acids)
Biological process (GO): inhibitory synapse assembly
Molecular function (GO): protein binding
Source: RefSeq, a predicted model, not a curated record
AUGGCCACCGGCUUGUUGUGGCCGCGGCUGCAGCCGCUGCUGCUUCUGCAGCUGCUGCUGCUGCUGGCGGCGUGCAUGGUGCAACGCGUCCAGUUGAGGAAGCUGCUCCGGUGCCCGGCUACUUGCAGCUGCACCAAAGAGACCAUCAUCUGCGUGGGUUCGGCCAACGUGCCGCGGAGCCUCCCUGCAGACAUCAGCUCCUUGAGCCUGGUCAAUGGAACCUUUCCCGAAAUAAAAGAGAAAAUGUUCUCUCACCUGCCUUCCCUGCAGUUGCUCUCUCUCGCCAAUAACCAGAUUAAAGCUUUGCCAAGGGACAUCUUCGGUGAUUUAGACUCUUUGAUCGAACUAGACUUGAGGGGAAACAAGUUUGAAUGCGACUGCAAAGCCAAGUGGUUGUUUUUGUGGCUAAAGAUGACCAACUCCUCCGUUUCGGAAGUGCUGUGUGUCGGUCCAGCAGAAUUUCAGGACAAGAAAUUAAACGAAGCCUCGAGCUUUGACGAUGAAUGCACCACUACAGAUUUUGUUGUCCAUCAGAUUUUGCCCUAUCAGUCAGUUUCGAUUGAUACCUUCAACUCCAAAAACGACGUCUACGUAGCCAUUGCGCAAACCAGCAUGGAAAACUGCAUGGUGCUGGAAUGGGAUCACAUCGAGAAGAACUUCCGGAGUUACGACAACAUCACUGGCCAGUCCAUAGUGGGUUGCAAAGCUAUCUUGAUCGACGACCAAGUCUUUGUGGUGGUAGCGCAGCUCUUUGGCGGAUCCCACAUUUAUAAGUACGAGGAAAGCUGGACCAAAUUUGUCAAGUUCCAGGAUAUCGAAGUCUCCCGCAUCUCCAAGCCGAACGACAUCGAGCUCUUCCAGAUAGAGAGCGAAACCUUCUUUGUCAUUGCGGAUAGCUCGAAAGCUGGUUUGACCACGGUUUACAAGUGGAACACCAAGGGUUUCUACUCCUACCAGUCCCUGCACGAGUGGUUCCGGGACACGGAUGCCGAAUUCGUUGAUAUAGACGGGAAAUCUCACUUGAUCCUGUCGAGUCGCUCCCAGAUUCCUAUUAUCCUUCAGUGGAACAAGAGUUCCAGGAAGUUCCUCCCACACAGCGAGAUACCCAACAUGGAAGAUGUGCUAGCGGUGAAGAGCUUCCGGAUAGAAGACAGCCUCUACAUCUCUCUCACCCGAUUCAUCGGCGACUCAAGAGUCAUGAAAUGGAACAGCAAGCAGUUUGUGGAGAUCCAAGCUCUUCCUUCCCGGGGUGCCAUGACCCUGCAGCCUUUCUCCUUCAAGGAUCAUCAUUACCUCGCGCUGGGAAGUGACUACACCUUCUCCCAAAUUUUCCAGUGGGAUGAGGAGAAAAGCCUCUUUCAGAUAUUUAAGGAGAUCUACGUGCAGGCGCCCCGCUCCUUCACCGCAGUGUCGACGGAUAGACGGGAUUUCUUCUUCGCUUCCAGUUUUAAAGGCCACACGCAGAUCUUCGAACACAUCGUUGUUGACUUGAGUUUAUGAAGCGGCCCUGAGCGUGGGAACUCACGUAGGAUGAUACUUUUCACGUGAAAACAAGGGGGGGGGGAAAGGAAUAAAAGACAGAACAGAUUGUUCGCUUUUGAUAGCUAGAGAGAACCCUUGGCAUUACUCAGCAAGGUUGGGUUUGUUUAUUUGUUUUUUGGAACUUUUUAGAAGUUUGCCUAUUUAAUCAGGGAAUGCAUUAACUCGGUUAAGCGCAUGCCAUGCCAGUUUUACCCUUGACAAGAGGUAUUUUUCAAAGCCUAUUGUUGCUCAUAAUAGACGGUGUGCAAGGCGUCAGUUCUAAAACAGAUGCCAAAUGGAAAGGAGGAAGUGGAACGGCUGAGAAAGUGGGAUGAAACGAAGAGAGAGAGAGGAAGAACGGCGGCAAUGACUCUGCGAGGAAAAACGAUGUGGGUUUUUUUUUCUCUUCUUCAGGACUUUGAGGUUGAAAGCAAUUCCUUC